GGUAGAUUUUCGUUCGGUUCGGGUCGCCGGAAGUGGUCGUCGUCGAAUUUGUGGGUGGUCCUGAGGGUUGAAGAAGGACAAGCGGAACGGACAGGUUGUGUGACAGGAUAAGCGUUUGCGUUUGCAGCCAUUUAGGCGUAAAGGUGAAAAAGGAUUCUGGCCGCCUCACGCCCCCCCUUUGAGGAUUGUGACGGGCUUUGAACUGCGAUGAGUUGAGGUGGAGGGGGUUGAAAUUUGCGUUUUGUGAUUAAAAUUUUCCCGGAAAAGAGAGGCAGGAUUAAAGAUCUAACAGUUGGCCUCUCGUCACCCACGCUGCGGAAAAGCUUUAUUUUUUGCGUGUGUUGGUGCUGGUAGCAUACAUUCGGGCGUUUGUGGAUUGUGGUGCACAGCUGAAGUUUUGUUGAUCUAAAUCCGGGGGUAAAAAAUAGUCGAAAGUAAUACUUUUUGGCAUGUUUGGCACUGUGUAAUGGAUUCCAGUUGGUGAUAUUUAUCUUUGCGAUUGGAAGCGGAUACCAGAUAGUCUCGAGUGGCUUCGUCAGCGCAACAGGAAAAACAAAUAUUGGGGGAAAACGAGCAGCAGAGCAAGAGAGAGAUUCGUGACAAGUGAACAGGAAAAUCGUGACAUGUAGCAGUUUGCGAAGAUUCGUCGACCCAAAAAAAGAAAAGCCUCCCGGAAAAUAUUGAUUGCCGGGUUCAGGCCGAGAAAUAUAUAUAAAAAAGGAAAAGUUUUUCCAGCAUCGAAAGUGUAUAUGUGUUCCCAAGUGUGUGGGCGUAGUGUGCCAUUUCAUCGAAAAGGGCGAAAAUAUUGGCGGGAUUUAGACACAGCAGCAUCCUGAAAACGUCGACGAGCAUCGACAGCGAAAAAAGGAAGCAUCAAAACUUCUGCCCAAAAGUCGAUAUCUUGAGCAAACCAACACCGCUCCUCGAAUCGUACCCCGCCCCGCCCAGGACACAUUCUCCUGGCGCCAUGUUUGCGUCCGGUGAACCGUACUCGACACUAGCACUGGGCAAACACUCGCACGCAUAAAUAAAUAAACGACGAGUGUCAAUGAGCGGAUCCGGCGAGUUUCGUAGCUUUUCCUGGAAAAGACCUGCCACUAACCCCCACAUGCCUCCCCCGUUGAUCGCAUCUCGAUGAGCCCUUUGGACCACUCCCGGAAGUGGUGGUCGUUACCAUCGGUAGACAGCAGCGCUGCUUCGGCGUCUUCGCCUUCACGAUCUCACCAUGGUUCGCAUGGCCGGUUCGAAGCUGCUGGCCCGGCUUCUGCUGCUGAUCUCGUCGGUGACGCUGAUCUCGCUGCUGGCGCUGACCCGAUGUGGCCUUGGCGGGCUGAUCGCCACCGAGAACGGCGGGGGGCUGGUCAGUGCGAAUAUGGGCGGUCCGGUGGGAAUUGGUGGCGAUGAGGAGUACGCCGCGGGUGGAGGGAGUUCCGGAGUGCGGGAACUUUCAGCCGAUAGGAAUGAACAGCAGAGUGGAUACCUGCAGAUGUUGCAGCAGCGGGAGGAGGAGAACAUCAAGGAGGUCGCGAAGCUGACGGCGGAGAUUAAGGCACUCAAGUUGCAGAUCCUGCAGCUGAAAAAUGCUGCCGGGCAGCAGCUUCCGUCGAGUGAGGUGAUCAACGGAAGUGGGGUGGUGCUGAACUCACCUCAGACGCCGACGUUGCACGACUGUUCGGCGUUUAUCCGAAGACAGGUUGGUUCGGCGGAGAUUCUGCAUGGUCUACCGCUGAACAAUGAGUACGAGUUGGUACCAUUUAACCACUUCACCUUUAGUCGGGUGUAUCCGAUCGAGUUGGGACUGGGGAAGCGUGUAGUCGAGAAACCCAUUGGGUACAAACGGAGAGACAUCUUAGGCGCUUUGAACAAGGCGAUCGAGACGCUGAAUCGAAACAUAACCACAAACAUGCUCAAGUAUACGUUGGAUGAUUUUACGGAGGGCAUCUACCGGAAUGAGCCGACAACGGGGACGCAGUACGAGUUAUACUUUAGGACAAAAGACGUGAACAAAACGUCAUCGAGCAGUGGUCAGCAGCAUCAGCACGGUGACCACAGCCAGCACGGCACGACGAAACUGGUCGUGAUGCGGCCGUUUGCACCGCUUCAAACCAUCCAGAUGGAAGCGUACCCGAAGCAGCAGGAGAAGGAACUGAUCCAUAUCAUACUGCCACUGUCCGGCCGGACGUCGACCUUCCAGAGCUUCAUGGACAAGUACGUCAAGAUUGCGCUGAAACACGACAAGCGUGUCCACCUGACGGUGGUUUACUUUGGAGAGGAUGGGCUUUCGGAGGCGCGCUCUAUCAUGAGCCGGGUCAUCGGGAUGAAGAACUCCGGUGGUAACUCGUCGAACCUGAAGCUGCUGGCGUUGAACGAAACGUUCUCGAGGGCCAAGGCCCUCCGAGUUGGUGCUGAGAAAGUCUGGAGCAGCAAUGUAAAUAAGGACAAGGACGUGCUGCUGUUCAUGUGUGAUGUAGAUGUAGUGUUUAGUGCUAAAUUUUUAGAUAGAUGCCGUUGGAACACCAAGCCAAACAAGAAGGUCUACUACCCGGUGGUGUUCAGCUUGUACAAUCCGCACGUGGUGUACACGUUGCAGGGCAAGGAAGUUCCGCCGGAGACGGACCAGUUGCUCAUCUCGAAGGAUUCGGGGUUUUGGAGGGAUUUUGGGUACGGCAUGACGUGCCAGUACCGGUCGGAUUUCCUGAAGGUGCGAGGCUUCGACGAGGAGAUCAUCGGUUGGGGUGGUGAGGACGUGAUGCUGUACCGGAAGUACGUCCGGUCACACAUCAAGGUGAUUCGGGCGACGGAUCCGGGUAUCUUUCACAUCUGGCAUCCGAAGAUCUGCAGCGGGGAGGCCGCUGGACAGAAGCUAUCGGUGGAUCAGUACCGGGCUUGCAUUCGGUCGAGGGCGCUGAACGAAGCAUCGCACGCACAGCUAGGGUUCCUGGCCUUCCGGGACGAUAUCGUGGCGAACGAGGGAAAGAUUUUGGCGGGGGUGAAACAGGUGGGAAAUUCCAGUAAGGUGAGACACAAGGUUACUAAAUACGGUGGGAGCGGAGCAGGCAAGUCGAAGGCUCCGACAAACAACCGGAAGAGCAGCACAUGAUCUUUCAUGAUACAGCAUCAGGAGAGCAUUUGGAGGAUCGAGUUCUAGGGUAGAAUUUAGGACCAAUAAAAAGUAGAGGUUAGGUCAAGCGACGGUAGGAUUCCUGAUGUUUGUAAACAAACGUGCUCCUUUUCGGUUUUGAGGUUAGGUUUUGUACCACACAGAGAUUUUGUACAGACUCGUAGCAACCGAAAACACAUUCCACAUUUUUUCUAGCUUUAUCGAUUGAUCGAAGCGAUCGACACUUUUUAGAACAAAUUUAGUACGAAACAUUCCAGCGGUGACACUCGUCGCCGGCUCAAUUUGACAGAUAACUAGAAUCGAGUGAGCACGAUAUCAAAGGGAGGGAAGGCAGGAGGGAAGCGGAUAGCGAUUAAAUCAUUUUUCCUCUGUGACACCUCUCGGUUACACCUUACUACACGGUUUGAUUGGUGAGCGCCGGAAGUGUCCGGUGUCGUAAAUAGAGCGCGUUACAAAAAAGAGCUCUAGUUUAGAACUGCUGCUGCGGCCACUGGCGUAAUUAAGGUUUAUGAUUUGUGGUGACGUUAUCGUUAGUUUAUCAGAGUUUAUUUAGCGUGCGCGUACGCGCGGGAAAAUAUGCUCAUUUCGAAGUGACCUGAAGCCGAACCGUCAUUAGUUCCAUUGCCAAAAAGACAAUUUAAUGUGGUUGAAAAAAAAACACGAAUGUUUGUUGAAUUGAGAAUCGUUUUUUUGUUUGGGUGAGUGCGGCGAACGCAGAAUUGUUGGUUUUUUUUUUACGCGUCAUGGGCGAUCUGUUGUAAAUAUGUAGGAAAUUCUUGGAAUUAAUCAAAAGAUGACAAAAGGCAGAAUAGAACGAAUAAAAUUUCUCCAGAUAUUGGAAAUUUA
Culex quinquefasciatus (southern house mosquito) is the source of this 3967-nucleotide messenger RNA. It is a transcript of the gene Csgalnact, whose product is annotated as chondroitin sulfate N-acetylgalactosaminyltransferase 1. Gene Ontology annotation, cellular component: Golgi cisterna membrane. Gene Ontology annotation, molecular function: glucuronosyl-N-acetylgalactosaminyl-proteoglycan 4-beta-N-acetylgalactosaminyltransferase activity. The record is from RefSeq and is a predicted model, not a curated record. The transcript is spliced from 5 exons. Lineage: Eukaryota; Metazoa; Arthropoda; Insecta; Diptera; Culicidae. Bases 1226 to 3100 code for a protein of 624 amino acids.